Molecule: messenger RNA, 1260 nt
Organism: Aplysia californica (California sea hare)
Lineage: Eukaryota; Metazoa; Mollusca; Gastropoda; Aplysiida; Aplysiidae
Product: leucine-rich repeat extensin-like protein 5
Exons: 2
Coding region: 1-1260 (419 amino acids)
Source: RefSeq, a predicted model, not a curated record
AUGUCCGCGGCUUUCCAGUGGUGUGUCGUCGUCGUCGCCGUCGUCGUUUUCUUCCUGACCACGCCCCCAACCCUCGUCUCAGGCAGCAGUCCAGUCCUCUACAGGGCCAACAAGAUCGGCAUACAGCUGGACACGCCCCCUGGGGUGCACGACCUCCCCCCGGACGUCCCCUCCCCUCAGUCAGAUUACCCGCCACCCGAGUCUUCCCAGGGCAGAGGGGGCGGCGGUUCUGGUUACAAUAACGAGGACAGGACUCUACCACUGCGACCUGUUCUGCCUCAGCUAAACGCCUACUCACCAGACCCUCGCGACAGAGCCCGAGCGGAGUCACAGCCCGAGCUGAAGUCGUUUGGAGAACGUGACGACCCUAUAGAGAAUAGACCACCGAGCAGUGGGCGCUCUUCAGGGGUCGAACCCGUGUCUUCCGGAGGAUAUUUUGUCGGUUCUCCGGGUGGCAAAUAUGUCAGCCCGUCCAGUCUGCAGCACUCUGGAGGAGAGGAUCAUACUAAGCCACGGGUUGGGUUGCAGGGAGGAGCUGGCCCCGCUAGCCUGAGAGGAAAGCCUGUUGAACCACGAGUGCACAGCAGAAAACCGGGAGCUUACACUCCGAACACACCAGCUUACCCACCGCCACCGCCUGUGUCCAAUCAGCCCGCGUAUCCUGCACCACACAGUCCAGCAGGAUAUAAACCCGCUCACAACGACCAUCAUGGUCCUGCAGGAUAUAAACCCGUUCACAGCGACCAUCACAGUCUGGCAGGAUAUAAACCCGCUCACAACGACCACAAUCACGCCAAUCAACCCAACCCUUACGGGAACUCAAACCCGGGAGCAUACCACCCCCCGGCUCAACAAAAUCUCUUCCCUGCCGCCAAACAACCUGGGCCGGUCUCACAACCCAUGAGGCCCCCAAGUCCCCCACAGGCACCCAGCAAAGACAAAACAACCAACCCCAUAUCGCCACCAGGUAUCCCAGCCAACUUCCCAGCCCCGUUCGCAUUCCCAGAAAAUCUGAAGAUAAACCACAAAUUUCCUUUUCCGUCAACCAUCUCCUUCAACAGCCCGCGGCCGUUUAAGAAUCGUUCACCGUCGGGAUUUCCCAGUGCGGGCUCCGUUUUCGGAACAGGCUUCCCCGACCCCGUGGACGCUAAGUACACCCGGAGAAGUCCGCCAGUGACAGAACAGCAAAACCCCGCUCCGGCCAGUCAGACUGGGUACCCCAGGUAUAGACAAAGUCCGAACUUGUUUUGUGAAGUAUAA